CAAGUCUUCAAGAUCGUUGACUCACAAAAGCAAAUUUAGUACAAAUAUAAAAAAACCCAACAAUCUGGAAAAUUAAAAAGAAAAAUUCCAACCGGUUUUCUCGUCUUCCAUUUCAGGAUUUAAAAAUACCACGUUUUCCCCUGAGCAAUUACUGGCAGAAAUUCGUGGUUGCCCAGAAGAAAGAGAGAGAGAGAGAGAAGAGAGGGAGGCGGUAACCAGAGGAGUAAUGGAUUCCAUUUCUUGUGACAUUUGGAAACGUUCCUCUAAAAUGCUGUUUGUUCAUCGUUUUCUGGAGAAGAACCUUUGAUAAUGGGGCUGACCCUCUUGAGAUCGAUUUGCCCAAGUUAUUUAUAGUUGGGUGGUUGUUCUUGAUAUGGGUUCUGGUCCUGUGAGCGGUAGUAGCAGUAUCAGCAGCAACAGUAACAGUUGCUGCGAUAUGAGUCUCAAGUGUUGGUGUAGGUGGAGAUGGGAUCAUUGUUUCCUUUCUUCGACUUUUGCUUUCUUCCUCUGCUCUUUUUUUCUGUUCGGAUUCGUGGCUUCCUUCUUCGUUUGGCUUACUUUCUCCCCUUAUGAACGCCCUGCUCUCUAUUCGCUUGGUUGUCAAGAAGACAGAGAAGGAUCAUGGUCGAUCGGCAUCUAUUAUGGAGACUCACCAUUCUCUUUGGAACCCAUUGAGUCUAAGAAUGUGUUUAAGGAAGAGACCGCAGCUUGGCCUAUUGCAAACCCUGUAGUCACAUGCGCUUCCUUGUCGGAUGCUGGUUUCCCAAGCAAUUUUGUGGCUGAUCCGUUUCUCUUUGUUCAGGGGGAUACCCUUUAUUUGUUUUAUGAGACCAAGAACUCCGUCACCUUGCAAGGAGAUAUUGGGGUUGCAAAAAGUAUUGAUAAGGGUGCAUCAUGGCAGCAAUUAGGCAUUGCCUUAGAUGAGGAUUGGCAUCUCUCUUAUCCUUAUGUUUUCAGCUACCAUGAUCAAAUAUACAUGAUGCCUGAGAGCAGUCAGAAAGGGGAGCUUCGUCUCUAUCGAGCAAUUAACUUUCCUCUUCAAUGGACGCUGGACAAGGUUAUCAUGAAGAGGCCCAUAGUGGAUGCGGUUGUUAUAAACUAUAAUCGUAAUUACUGGCUUUUGGGGUCAGAUCACAGUGGUUUUAGCAGCAAGAAGAAUGGGGAAUUGGAAAUCUGGUAUAGUAGCUCACCAAUGGGUCCUUGGAAACCCCACAAGCAGAACCCUAUUUACAACACAGAUAAGAGCUAUGGUGCUCGGAAUGGCGGCAGGCCAUUUAUAUAUAAUGGAAACCUCUACCGUAUUGGUCAAGAUUGUGGUGAAUCAUAUGGGCAGCGAGUGCAUGUAUUCAAGGUGGAGGUUCUUAAUAAGGAUGAAUACAAGGAAGUUGAAGUUCCACUAGGCAUAGAAGAGGCCAAGAAGGGCCGAAAUGCUUGGAAUGGUGCUCGUUACCAUCACCUAGAUGUGCAACAACUAAGCUCUGGACGGUGGGUUGGGGUUAUGGAUGGAGAUCGGGUUCCUUCAGGAGAUUCUGUCCAUAGAUUGAUCCUUGGUUAUGUUGCAUUUGCGACUGUAGCUGUACUCACUGUACUAGUGGGGGUGUUGCUGGGUGCUGUCAAGUGUAUUUUGCCCCUCAGCUGGUGUCCACAUAGCUCAGUGAAGAGAAGUGAUUCCUUCUCGGCCUGGGAAUGGGAGCGCUCACAUUUAUUCUCUUCCAAGCUGACACGAUUCUGUACUCGGAUGAACAGGACAAGUGCAUUUGUCAGAGGCCGGAUAAAGCCCAACACUUGUGCUGGAAAAAGUGUCCUCUCGGUAAUAUCUGUGAUAUGGGUAGCACUAAUAUGCGUGGGGGUUAGAUACAUAUAUGGUGGCUGUGGUGGAGAGGACUCUUACCCAUAUAAGGGUUCUUAUUCACAGUUUACACUGGUAACAAUGACUUAUGAUGCUCGUCUAUGGAAUUUGAAGAUGUAUGUUAAACAUUAUUCAAGGUGUUCAGCAGUAAGAGAGAUUGUUGUGGUGUGGAACAAAGGUCAACCUCCUGAACUAAGUGACUUGGACUCUGUUGUUCCCGUCAGGAUCAGAGUAGAGCAGCAGAACUCACUGAACAAUCGAUUCAGAGUAGAUCCGCUGAUAAAAACACGGGCUGUUCUUGAACUUGAUGAUGACAUUAUGAUGACAUGUGAUGAUAUUGAACGAGGGUUCAAGGUGUGGCGUGAGAAUCCUGAUAGGAUAGUUGGGUUCUAUCCACGUCUAAUUAAUGGGAGUCCAUUGAAGUACAGGGAUGAGAAGUAUGCCCGUACUCACAGGGGGUAUAACAUGGUAUUGACAGGGGCUGCUUUCAUUGAUAGUGAAGUAGCAUUUAAGAGGUACUGGAGUGAAGAAGCAAAGGCAGGGAGGGAGGUGGUAGAUAAGUAUUUCAACUGUGAGGAUGUGCUUAUGAAUUUCUUGUAUGCAAAUGCGAGCUCAUCAAGGACAGUGGAGUAUGUGAAGCCAGCAUGGGCGAUUGACACAUCUAAGUUUUCUGGGGCCGCAAUCAGCCGGAACACUCAGGUGCACUACCAAAUAAGAAGCAAUUGCCUUCUUAAGUUCUCAGAGAUGUAUGGGAGUCUGGCUAAUUGGAAAUGGGAAUUCGGUGGUCGGAGGGAUGGUUGGGAUGUAUAGAAGGAUUCUAACAGCAGGUAACAAGGAUAGCAGUGGUUAGCACUGCAAGCACAACCAGGUAUAAGCAAGGAGAAUCUACAGGUAUUUUGGCCCAAUGCAAAUGCAACUCUGACGGACAAUACAAGUUCCUGGGGAAGAUGAUCUGGCUCCUCAUCAGAUUGGCCCUAGGUUGCUCUUCCACGCAUACGGAGUCUUAGGCUGUGUUUGGAAUGCAUUAUCAAAAUAGAUUUGAGUCUAGAACCCAGUUCUGGAACCUGAUUCUUUUUUAUUUUCUUGCUUCAGAAUGCAUCCUAGACCAAUAAUUUAUUCGGAGAAAGCAUAGCAAACAUAGCCUUGGAGUUUGCUUAUGAUUUAGAGCUUGUAAUUAAAGGUGUGGGGGGACAUUUUUGAUUGUUUCAAGGAGAUGGAAGCUGCUAGGAAUGUCACAUUUUCUUGCCCUUUGAGAUGAUGAAUUGGGUAAAACAGAUAGGGAGGGAAAUUUUAGGAAUGCAGGAAGGCGAGGGUAAAGAAUAGUUUUGUUGAGGAGUUGUUUGGAGUUUGGACAGUUGGGGCCUAAGAUGAAAGGGAGUAGUUGAGUUGAGUUGUUACAACUAGGGAUGUAAACGGAUCAAAUUCAAAUUGAAUAUAACAAUAUUUGUAUUGUUAUCCUAUUGGCUUUCGAAUAGAUUUGGAUAGUUUCUAGAAACUGAUUUUUCAAAUAUGGAGUCCGGGAAAUUGAUAUGAACACAAUUCAAGGUUUGAAAGCGUGGUGGAAAGGUC
This is a messenger RNA of Macadamia integrifolia, 3418 nucleotides long. Its product is annotated as glucosamine inositolphosphorylceramide transferase 1-like. Gene Ontology annotation, cellular component: membrane. The transcript has 5 exons. NCBI's taxonomy places the organism in Eukaryota, Viridiplantae, Streptophyta, Magnoliopsida, Proteales, Proteaceae. The record is from RefSeq and is a predicted model, not a curated record. Gene Ontology annotation, molecular function: glycosyltransferase activity. Bases 374 to 2659 code for a protein of 761 amino acids.